AAUUUCAUUUUGUAAUUAGGAUAAAAAUGAAGAAUCCUAACAAGGUGCAAUGAGUUACUCUGCUCGGAUGAUCGUCGUCCUUCUUCUGAUAUUGCUGCCGUGGUCGUCGUCCUUGAGAUAUUUUCUGCCGCACCCAAGCUACGGGAUGAAGAAGAAGGUCCUCCUAUCUUUACUACGCCGCUAUGGGUGGCCGACGAUGAUGAAGAAGAUGUUCCUAGCAUUAGUACGCCAGAGUCUUACCUGAGGUGCAUGAGGAUGUUGGAAUCCCAGUCCUACGACUUUUUCAUGGACGAGUUUUGCCAUAUGCAAUUUUGGCAUUUGCCAUAUGUGAAGUUACUGCCGCGUAACUAUGUAAAAGCUCUCUCCAUAUGGUACCACAACAACCAGACACGUGUCGAUCUCAAAAUCUGCGAACUCAACCUCAGUCGUUGUCCAGAGCAGACAUUGAAACUCUAUGACGCCUACGAACAUGAUGUAGUGUUGAAUAAGAGUGUGGGAGUGUGGGUUAGGAGUAGGCCAAACAUAACCCCGGAAGAAGCCUUCCGUCUCGACGGGGACCUUUCCGCGUCCCGGGCCUCCUACCUCGCGGCCAACAGCAAAAUGGGCACCAUCAAAACACAAUCAAACAUCGAGGCCCCGCUCUAUUCUGCAGGAACCCUUUAUGAAGUUAAAGUGCGUGUCGGCACUGGUCGUUACCGUCCGUUUAUCUCAAUCGUAGCCGACACGGGCUCUAACUUGUUGUGGGUCCACUGCAAACCGUUCAACGUCGAGAAUUUCUUCAACCCGAGGGCCUCCCCCACCUUCCGCAAGGAGAUCAUGUGCAAUAACCCCACCAGCGCCUGUCGUGAUCUCCCCCGGGUCAGCGGAACCAGCAGUGGUUACCUCACCCGGGAGACAUUCGAGUUCCAAUCCCUCGCCAAGGAGUUCGACGACGAGGAGGAUGAAAAGCCCUUCUUCCUCGAGAACAUCACCUUCGGCUGUGACAUUAACGGGAGUCUGGCAGAUAUCGACGGCAUCCUCGGCCUCACCAGCGACAGUGUCUCCCUCGUCUCGCAAAUGGGGUACUCACGCUUCGCCUACUGCCUCGGGAACAUCAACGACUUCGGGUACCGUUACAACAUAUUGAUCAUAGGCGACGGUGAUGAGAUCGGCCUCCACGGUUCUCAAACACCCCUCUACAUCCACUUUCAUUACUACGUCCGCCUCGAGGGUAUCGCGGUUGGAGGUCGACCCGUCGAUGGAUUCGGCUCCCACAUGUUGAUGGUCGACUGUGGCACUACCUACACCUUGAUCCCCUCGCAGGCCCUCAAGAACCUACAGACUAGAAUUGAGGAAGUGAUUGGCGACAGGCUGACAAAGAACGACACGUUUGAAUACGGGUCGUCCACAAUGUUGUGCUAUGUAGGGAGUGUGACCAGGGACUUGGUGUGGUCCCUGUGGUCGAAUUGA
Molecule: messenger RNA, 1449 nt
Organism: Striga asiatica
Lineage: Eukaryota; Viridiplantae; Streptophyta; Magnoliopsida; Lamiales; Orobanchaceae
Source: the annotation of a GenBank genome assembly